This is a messenger RNA of Silurus meridionalis, 608 nucleotides long. RefSeq lists its product as uncharacterized. Lineage: Eukaryota; Metazoa; Chordata; Actinopteri; Siluriformes; Siluridae. The record is from RefSeq and is a predicted model, not a curated record. The transcript has 3 exons. Gene Ontology annotation, cellular component: nucleus; cytosol. Gene Ontology annotation, biological process: intracellular iron ion homeostasis. Bases 166 to 426 code for a protein of 86 amino acids. Gene Ontology annotation, molecular function: 2 iron, 2 sulfur cluster binding.
GUUCAGCCCCUAUGUAGUGCACUUGAAAAGGAAUCAGGAAGUCGUUUAGGAUACGACUUAUACGGAUAAUUUUUCCGGGCGUUCCUGGAUCAUUCACUCAAUCCAUCGCUAUAUUCACUGUAUAUUAUUCGUGUGCUUUGAUCACAGUCGGUAUUGUGUAAAGAAAUGGCAAUUACUACUGAUCACAUUCGGGACAAACUGAUAGCAGAGAUUGGUGCAAUACACGUGGAAGUGGAGGACACAUCUGCCAACAGAUGUGCUACAAGUUUUAAGGUGAUUGUAGUGUCGCCACAGUUUGAAGGAAAGCCACUGUUACAAAGACACAGAAUGGUGAACACUUGCCUUGCUACUGAGUUAAAGGAGAUCCAUGCCUUUGAGCAAAAGACCUUAACACCAGAGCAAUGGGAAAAGCAGAAACAGCAAUGAUGUAGACACAUACAGUGUUUUUGUCUGUUUCCCACACUAAUAUUAGUUAGACUUUGUUUUUUCAAUUAAACACUGAAAAGAAUUCAUCACUGCAGCAUACACUCUCUCUUUCAUAACUGUGAGCCUCAAUGAAAUGUUUUACUGACAAUAAAUAAACGUUUCAUAUCAUUUGUUUCCUGGAA